Haliotis rufescens (red abalone) is the source of this 2373-nucleotide messenger RNA. Its product is annotated as basic proline-rich protein-like. Lineage: Eukaryota; Metazoa; Mollusca; Gastropoda; Lepetellida; Haliotidae. The transcript has 5 exons. The record is from RefSeq and is a predicted model, not a curated record. The coding region runs from base 1 to 2373 and encodes 790 amino acids.
AUGUCUUCCCAGCAGCGAAUGGUUCCAGCACCUAGCCCCAAGCCCCCAGCCCCUAGCCCCAGCCCCCAGAUACCAUCCCUCAGUCCCGUGUCCCCAGUUCCAGCACCUAGCCCCAAGCCCCCAGCCCCUAGCCCCAGCCCCCAGAUACCAGCCCUCAGUCCCGUGUCCUCAUUCCAGCCCUUAGGCCCAAGCCCCAGCCCCCAGAUACCAUCCCUCAGUCCCGUGUCCCCAGUUCCAGCCCUUAGGCCCAAGCCCCAGCCCCCAGAUACCAUCCCUCAGUCCCGUGUCCCCAGUUCCAGCCCCAGCCCCCAGAUACCAGCCCUCAGUCCCGUGUCCCCAGUUCCAGCCCCUAGCCCCAAGCCCCUAGCCCCAGCCCCCAGAUACCAUCCCUCAGUCCCGUGUCCCCAGUUCCAGCCCUUAAGCCCAAGCCCCAGCCCCCAGAUACCAUCCCUCAGUCCCGUGUCCCCAGUUCCAGCCCUUAGGCCCAAGCCCCAGCCCCCAGAUACCAUCCCUCAGUCCCGUGUCCCCAGUUCCAGCCCCAGCCCCCAGAUUUCCAGCCCCAGCCCCCAGAUACCAUCCCUCAGUCCCGUGUCCCCAGUUCCAGCCCUUAGGCCCAAGCCCCAGCCCCCAGAUACCAUCCCUCAGUCCCGUGUCCCCAGUUCCAGCCCCAGCCCCCAGAUACCAGCCCUCAGUCCCGUGUCCCCAGUUCCAGCCCUUAGGCCCAAGCCCCAGCCCCCAGAUACCAUCCCUCAGUCCCGUGUCCCCAGUUCCAGCCCCAGCCCCCAGAUACCAGCCCUCAGUCCCGUGUCCCCAGUUCCAGCCCCAGCCCCCAGAUACCAGCCCUCAGUCCCGUGUCCCCAGUUCCAGCCCUUAGCCCCAAGCCCCAGCCCCCAGAUACCAUCCCUCAGUCCCGUGUCCCCAGUUCCAGCCCCAGCCCCCAGAUACCAGCCCUCAGUCCCGUGUCCUCAGUUCCAACCCCUAGCCCCUAGCCCCAAGCCCCUAGCCCCAGCCCCAAGAUACGAUCUCUCAGUCCCGUGUCCCCAGUUCCAGCCCCAGCCCCCAGAUACCAGCCCUCAGUCCCGUUUCCAACCCCUAGCCCCUAGCCCCAAGCCCCUAGCCCCAGCCCCAAGAUACCAGCCCUCAGUCCCGUGUCCCCAGUUCCAGCCCUUAGGCCCAAGCCCCAGCCCCCAGAUACCAUCCCUCAGUCCCGUGUCCCCAGUUCCAGCCCUUAGGCCCAAGCCCCAGCCCCCAGAUACCAUCCCUCAGUCCCGUGUCCCCAGUUCCAGCCCCAGCCCCCAGAUUUCCAGCCCCAGCCCCCAGAUACCAUCCCUCAGUUCCGUGUCCCCAGUUCCAGCCCUUAGGCCCAAGCCCCAGCCCCCAGAUACCAUCCCUCAGUCCCGUGUCCCCAGUUCCAGCCCCAGCCCCCAGAUACCAGCCCUCAGUCCCGUGUCCCCAGUUCCAGCCCUUAGGCCCAAGCCCCAGCCCCCAGAUACCAUCCCUCAGUCCCGUGUCCCCAGUUCCAGCCCCAGCCCCCAGAUACCAGCCCUCAGUCCCGUGUCCCCAGUUCCAGCCCUUAGCCCCAAGCCCCAGCCCCCAGAUACCAUCCCUCAGUCCCGUGUCCCCAGUUCCAGCCCCAGCCCCCAGAUACCAGCCCUCAGUCCCGUGUCCCCAGUUCCAGCCCCUAGCGCCAAGCCCCAGCCCCAGCCCCCAGAUACCAGCCCUCAGUCCCGUUUCCAGCCCUUAGGCCCAAGCCCCAGCCCCCAGAUACCAUCCCUCAGUCCCGUGUCCCCAGUUCCAGCCCCAGCCCCCAGAUUUCCAGCCCCAGCCCCCAGAUACCAUCCCUCAGUUCCGUGUCCCCAGUUCCAGCCCUUAGGCCCAAGCCCCAGCCCCCAGAUACCAUCCCUCAGUCCCGUGUCCCCAGUUCCAGCCCCAGCCCCCAGAUACCAGCCCUCAGUCCCGUGUCCCCAGUUCCAGCCCUUAGGCCCAAGCCCCAGCCCCCAGAUACCAUCCCUCAGUCCCGUGUCCCCAGUUCCAGCCCCAAGCCCCCCAGAUACCAGCCCUCAGUCCCGUGUCCCCAGUUCCAGCCCCAGCCCCCAGAUACCAGCCCUCAGUCCCGUGUCCCCAGUUCCAGCCCUUAGCCCCAAGCCCCAGCCCCCAGAUACCAUCCCUCAGUCCCGUGUCCCCAGUUCCAGCCCCAGCCCCCAGAUACCAGCCCUCAGUCCCGUGUCCCCAGUUCCAGCCCCUAGCCCCAAGCCCCAGCCCCAGCCCCAGCCCCCAGAUACCAGCCCUCAGUCCCGUGUCCCCAGUUCCAGCCCCAGCCCCCAGAUACCAUCCCUCAGUCCCGUGUCCCCAGUUCAAGCCCCUAGCUCCUAG